GUAAGCAGUGAUGAACAUUUAAAGCUAGGUUGCUUCAGAGACUCCCAUACACACCGUGCGUCCAAUGGAUAACAACUCAAACUACUGGGACUUGUUUGAAGAGAUGAAUAUCAGAAUUUUGUAAGUCACUUAAUAUUUGACAAAUAGUCAGUCGAAAACUUAGGCUUCAUUUCUAGGCGCAGUCUCAGAUUUUGGUGCCAUGUUACAAAGGUAACACAGACAGGACUGACUGAACUGUGCGUCAAAGGAGUUUAGGGCUGCUUUCCUUUGGACUGAACUGAAAACGGAGCAGCAGAGGAAACAGUUUCAGAAAUGGCAAAGCCUAUGGACCAUGUUAAACGUCCCAUGAACGCUUUUAUGGUGUGGUCUAGAGCCCAGAGACGGAAGAUGGCACUGGACAACCCGAAGAUGCACAACUCUGAGAUCAGCAAACGCCUCGGAGGUGAAUGGAAACUGCUUUCAGACUCUGAAAAAAGACCCUUUAUUGACGAGGCCAAACGCCUCAGAGCCGUCCACAUGAAAGAACACCCGGAUUACAAAUACAGACCGCGACGAAAGCCCAAAAACUUGAUCAAAAAAGACAGGUAUCAUUUUAAUGUGACGUACAAUCUGGGUGACUGUGACCCGUUGAAAAGUGCGCGCUUACCCGGUGACGCGCUGACGGACUCGCUGAGCGCGGAGAAAACGUCCGUCGCCGCAGCUACUCGGGUGUUUUUCAGUCACCAGCUGUCCGCCAGCCCAUACCCUUUUCUCGACCUGGCCUCCAAAAUGUCGGAAUUACCCCCUGCACCUUUCCCACAUUACUCAAUGCUCGGGUAUCCCGCUGGAGUCUCCGCGUUUCCCGGGAUGGGGGUUCUGGCCGGUGCGCCACACGCUCACCCGUCUCCGGGUAACCCGGGCCACAUGGUACCCUAUAACUGCAUGGGCUGGCCUGGUUCUGGACCUGUUGUUCCUUCAUCUUACGUGUUUUUACCAGGAAUGACCAAAGCUCAACAUGAACCUUACCUGACGUACGCUGCGACCAUAUGACCGGAAAUUAAAGGACCACAAUGUUCAUGUGUUAUAAGGUCACGUGCACUUGUUUAAAACUUUGCAUUUUGUAAAAAAAGAAAUAAAUAAACGUUUAAAAUAUUA
Molecule: messenger RNA, 1134 nt
Organism: Carassius auratus (goldfish)
Lineage: Eukaryota; Metazoa; Chordata; Actinopteri; Cypriniformes; Cyprinidae
Product: transcription factor Sox-21-A
Exons: 1
Coding region: 313-1029 (238 amino acids)
Biological process (GO): brain development; neuron differentiation; negative regulation of transcription by RNA polymerase II
Cellular component (GO): nucleus
Molecular function (GO): DNA-binding transcription activator activity, RNA polymerase II-specific; RNA polymerase II cis-regulatory region sequence-specific DNA binding
Source: RefSeq, a predicted model, not a curated record